AUGGCAGACGCACCCACAGCGUCCACCGAUGCUGGUCUCCGGGAUGACGGCGGCCCUGGUGUACCCACUCCUGCAUCCAACAUCUCUCAGCCCUCGCCGUCAAGUCUCCCGCUAAGCAGCUCGGAGCGAAGGAAACGGAGUCUGCCCGAAGGCUCGCCCGACGAAGGUCGGUCGUCGUCCGCAGCGGCUGCUAACCGACGAAGGAGUCACAAAGUUAGCCGCGCGUGCGAUUACUGCAAGGCCAAGAAACUGAAAUGCUCCGGCACCAUCCCCUGCGACGUAUGCACGAGGAAGCGGCUUUCAUGCAUAUACGAUGCAAGCUACCGCCGGGGCAGGCCGCCGACCCCUCCUCCGGCAACCGGGACCCCUCGGCAUUCAACAACCGGAGCGACGCUGGCACCCUUGCUCUCUCCCAUCGAGCUUCUGCCUCCUGGGGCCGCCUUCCCCAGCUUGGCCAUGGGGAACGCUGCCCGGCCCUCACUUCCCGAGUCUGGGGUCGCCAACCCGGAUGCCGGGGGGAACGGCAGCUUCCCGCCAACGUCCCGGGCAUCGCCAGAAGUCGAGAUCGCCGAGAUCGAGGGCCAGUACUUUGACAACACGUCCAGCCUGUCGUUCCUUCACCGGGCCUGGAAGCGGCUCUCAUCACAGAGAUCCAGCGGCAGCGGCGUUCCGGGGCACAUGCCCAGCGGCGUCGAGCAGCACCAGAAGCUCACGAGGGCAGGCGACAAGCCGUUUGAAUCGCAGACUCUCGACCCCUCCACCCUGCCCGACCGGGCCACGGGCUUGGGAAUGAUGCGCUUCUACUUCGACGUCUGCGUGGUGACAUACCGUUGCUUGCACCAAGGGUACGUCUCUGAGUGGUUCGAAGCACUGCUUGCGAACGCGCAUAGCAACCGGCCUCUGCAUCGUGACAUAGGGCACGCCAAGGCCGCCAUCGUCAUGACGAUCCUCGCCAUCGUCACGCUGCGGCAAAGCAAGGUCCGGGGCGUUGGGUCGGAGCAGAGUUCCGAUCUGCGGCGCAGCGACGCCUACUUCUGCGAGGCCCUGAGGCUGACAGAGAUGGAGGUCGGCCUGCCGAAGCUCGAGUCUGCACAGUCUCGCAUCCUGCAGGGCCUCUACCUCCUCCAGACGACGCGUAUGAACCAAGCGUGGUAUGUCUUCGGAAGCAUCCUCCCCAUCGUCUCGGCGCUGGGUCUGCAUCGGAAAUCCGGGCGCAACAGGGGCAGCGGCGACAGGGAUUACAUCAUCUCGCAGUGCAGAAAGAGGACCUUCUGGGUGGCUUACACCAUUGACAAAUACCUGUCUGUCGUGUUUGGCCGCCCCCGGAUGUACCACGACGACGACAUCGACCAGGACUUCCCCGACUGCGUCAACGACGAAGAGAUGACGCCCCAGGGGAGGUCGAGGGACGAGCCCGAGAUGGACUGCCACGUCGAGAGUCUGAUCUUCCACGCCAAACUGGCGCAGCUCAUCGACGGCAUCUCGCGCGAGGUAUACGCCAUCAAGCACAUACCCAAGCACGACCGCCUCAUGGCAGCGCAUCAAUACGGCCAGGCCCUCCACCGGUGGCGCGAGUCGCUGCCGCACCACCUCGGCACGGUCCGGCCAAUGUCGCUGAUCCCGUCUUUUCGACGGCAGAACACCGCCCUCAAGCUGGCGUACUGCCACGCCAUCAUGCACGCCAACCGCCCGUUCCUCCUGGGAACGGGGGCCUCUCAGAGCAAGCAGGGGUCUGCGCUGGAGGACAGCGUGGACGAGUGCAUCAACGCCGCCAAGGUCGCGCUCGAGACGGUCGACGGGAUGGCCAGCGACGGGACCCUGUUCCACGCCUUCUGGUGGACGCCGUACGUGACGUUUUGCGCGCUGGCGGUCGUGUACGUGUGGGAGAUCCAGCGGGGGCGGAAGGACGGCGAGAACGGGCUCUUUGAGCUCGCGGAACGGUGCCAGAACCACUUGACGGAAGCGACAGCGGCCGAGAGUCCCGGCCGCCGAUACAGCGUCAUUCUCGAGGAGCUCCAGCAGGAGGCCAAGUACCAUUCCACCGUGCCGCUGGGACGCGAUCAGCGGCACGCGACGGAGCAGACGGACCGCGGCGGGGGCGCCGAGCCGGCGCAGAUGGACGAUGACAACAACAACAACAACAACAACAACAACAAUAACAACAGCGCGAGACACUCGGCGCUGCCGGCCGACAUGGGCGAAGUCUUCCAACAGCAGGGGUUCGAGGGCAUGACGAACCUCUUGAGUGGCUGGGAGACAACGGACUGGCUCGACCUCGACUCCUCGGCCUUUGCAACAUUCCCCAAUUUCGACGGGUCGCCAGGCUAUUGGAUGCCGGACGUCUAA
Molecule: messenger RNA, 2346 nt
Organism: Colletotrichum navitas
Lineage: Eukaryota; Fungi; Ascomycota; Sordariomycetes; Glomerellales; Glomerellaceae
Product: fungal-specific transcription factor domain-containing protein
Exons: 3
Coding region: 1-2346 (781 amino acids)
Biological process (GO): positive regulation of transcription by RNA polymerase II; DNA-templated transcription
Cellular component (GO): nucleus
Molecular function (GO): DNA-binding transcription factor activity, RNA polymerase II-specific; zinc ion binding; sequence-specific DNA binding
Source: RefSeq, a predicted model, not a curated record